This is a messenger RNA of Apus apus (common swift), 1088 nucleotides long. It is a transcript of the gene HIGD1A, whose product is annotated as HIG1 hypoxia inducible domain family member 1A. The record is from RefSeq and is a predicted model, not a curated record. NCBI's taxonomy places the organism in Eukaryota, Metazoa, Chordata, Aves, Apodiformes, Apodidae. The transcript has 4 exons. Gene Ontology annotation, biological process: negative regulation of apoptotic process; mitochondrial respirasome assembly. Gene Ontology annotation, cellular component: mitochondrion. The coding region runs from base 75 to 362 and encodes 95 amino acids.
GCGGCGGGGGCGGCGCGGGGGGAGCGCGGCACCGCGUGGGCAGCGCCGGGGCCUCGGGACACCCGCCCGCCACCAUGUCACCCAGUCAGGAACCCGUUUACUCAGAGUAUGAGGCUGACACCAGCCAGACAUCAAAGCUGAUAAGAAAAUUUAAAGAGACUCCAUUUGUACCCAUCGGGAUGGCUGGCUUCGUCGCAGUGGUUGGCUAUGGGCUGUACAGACUGAAGCACAGAGGUGAGAUGAAGAUGUCACUUCACCUGAUUCACAUGCGCGUGGCAGCCCAGGGCUUCGUGGUGGGAGCCAUAACGUGCGGUGUGCUGUAUUCCAUGUUCCGGGAGUACGUGGUGAAGCCCAAGGAGUAGUGGAAAGCUGACUGGGGUCUCUUCCCUGGUAGCAGCCUGUGUACUGCAGCUACAAACCUCAUAUCGAGGGGUUCUUGAGGAAAAAUAAUAAUAAUAUGUGGUAUUUAGAGAAUUGCCCUGUAUCUGUUUUGUGUAGGGUGCCUUGAAGCUGGCAGCCUAAAGGAUUGCAGGCUGGGGGAGCCGGGUCUGGCUCUCUCAGACCAGCACUACCACGGCACACGUUUCAGGGGCUAUAACAGAGAACAAUCCUUUUAUCCUCCCCUCCACUGCCAACUCAGCCCUAAAAUUGGUGACUCCUUAUUUUUAAUUUUGUUUUUUUUGCUGCCGUUGCCCAAAUCCAUGAAGUCUGAACCAGCCUCUGCCAGGCCUCAGGCAGGAGGUGUCUCUAAGGUCGUGCGUGACCCCUUGGCUGUCGUUUUUCACCCGGGGUGCUCAUCAGCCUCCAGCUUGGUAACUUAAAAGCUUCCAGUAGCACUGAAUGACUUCUAAAAUACUGAGAAACAUAUAAACAUCUAUUUUUGUUUAUUUAAGGCACGAGAGAAGUAUUUGGUAUAUUGCAGCUAUUUAAAUGUUCUAUUUAUUCAUUGUUAAUGAAGACACAGGCUCCCUAUUUUUACUCUAGUUUUGCAGAUUCCUGGAUUACUGUAUUUUGUAACUUUAUUUACAGUGUUCUUCUGAAUAGCAUAUUUAAAUGUACCGUUUAAAAUACACCUUGUGAAAACUAAA